AUGACACCGCCUACGGAACCAGACCCAGCGUCGCCCGAAGCUUUCGAGCCCCGCGAGAGCGACCAUCCCGCCCUCCACCCUUCUAUCACCAACGUCCCUGUCACGCCUGGCGUACACUUGACUGGCCAGUCGGCCUACAUCGACCCCGAAGACACUGAUUCCACCAGCAAAUUGCCUUUUGACCCCGAGAAAGCCACCCCAGGGCCAUCGUGGAGCGCCAACUCAUAUUUUGCGGACAAGCAGCAGGUCCAGGACAAGGCUGGCUCCACCUUCGAGGCAGGUACAGCUCAAACAGAGAAAGACACUCAACAGAAAAUGGAGCCAAGGCCCGAUGAAUCGACUGAGAACGACCUGUCCAGCGUGGAUCCGCGUGCAGCACACCCAGGGCUGAACCUUAGCGGUCGCAUCAUCAGUGCCACAUUCGCUGUACCGUACAACAUUGGCUUUUCCAAGGGUAACGAUUGGGAACUUGAGCCACGGCGCGGCACCUCAGCUCUGUUCGACUCCUUUUCAUACCUGGCCUCGUCUUCGUCACCAUGGAACCACACGCUUGUUGGCUGGACUGGCGAGAUAUCUACAGCAAAGUCCGCAGGGGACUUGGCCGUGCAACCGCCUGUGAACAAGGCUGCUGCGCCGAUUCCCGUUGACCCAAAGAAGCCAAACCCAGUACCUCAGCAGCCUACCGGCUUGCGCAUCGGCCGCGACGACAGGGUGCGUCUGGAGAAGCAGCUCGAGCGCGAUCACGGUGGUAAGAUCGUCCCCGUAUGGCUAGUCGAUGAAGUGGACGAUCACAAGGACGAGUAUGUUGUCAAGGACCAGAGCCGCUGGCGCACUUUCGCCGAGCACGAGCUAUACACAUUAUUCCAUUACAAGCAGAAUGAACCCGAGGACGGCCGUGCCGCACGCAAGUCUUGGGCCGACUACUACCGCAUGAAUAAGCUUUUUGCGGACAGAAUACUCGAGAUCUACAACCCUGGCGACAUAAUCAUGGUGCACGACUUCUAUCUGCUCCUGCUUCCCAGCCUGCUCCGCCAACGUCUUCCCAACAUCUACAUUGGCUUUUUCCUCCAUGUCCCCUUCCCGAGUAGCGAGUUCUACAGGUGCCUGAGCAGGAGAAAGGAGAUAUUGGAAGGUGUUCUGGGUGCCAACAUGAUUGGUUUCCAGUCGUAUAGCUACUCGCGACACUUUUCGUCAUGCUGCACGCGGAUCCUAGGCUUUGACUCUUCCUCGGCCGGAGUCGAUGCUUAUGGAGCCCACGUAGCUGUCGACGUGUUCCCAAUUGGUAUCAAUGCGGCUUCGACUCAGCGGCAAGCUUUCGGUGACCCUGAGAUCGAUGAUCGCAUCAAGGGCAUCCGCGAGAUGUAUGCCGGAAAGAAGAUCAUUGUCGGUCGUGAUAGGCUGGAUGCUGUUCGUGGUGUUGUCCAGAAAUUGCAAGCAUUCGAAAUGUUUCUCGAAAAGUAUCCAGAGUGGCAAGGGAAAGUCGUCCUUAUCCAGGUCACUAGCCCUAGUAGUGUUCAUACGGACAGAGGCGAGAGUGCGCGGGAAAGGAUUGUCAACAACAUAUCAGAUCUUGCCGCCAAGAUCAAUGGUGUUCACGGCUCUCUCGACUUCACCCCCGUUCGCCAUUUCCCCCAGUAUCUCUCACGGGAGGAAUAUUUCGCCCUGCUUCGACUCGCAGAUAUUGGUCUCAUCACGAGUGUGCGAGAUGGUAUGAACACGACAAGCAUGGAAUACGUCAUAUGUCAGAAAGACAACCACGGUCCACUCAUCCUCUCAGAAUUCUCAGGAACUGCAGGCUCGUUGAGCGGAGCGAUCCAUAUCAACCCAUGGGACCUGGGCGGUGUGGCGGACGCCAUUAAUGAAGCUCUCAAGCUCGAUGACCAGCAGCGAGAGCAGCAGCAUACAAAACUCUACAACCACGUCGUGUCAAAUAACGUGCAGUCGUGGACGAACAACUACCUGAAGAGGCUCAUGACUAACCUUUCUGCGUUCGACCAGUCAUUUGCUACUCCUGCUCUGGAUCGGGCGAAGCUCUUGUCUCAAUACCGGCAAGCGAAGAAGCGACUUUUCAUGUUCGAUUACGACGGCACUUUGACACCCAUCGUGAAGGAUCCUCAGGCAGCCAUUCCCUCCGACCGGGUGAUUCGCACGUUGAAGACACUGGCUUCAGACCCUAACAAUGCUGUUUGGAUCAUCAGUGGCAGAGAUCAGGCUUUCUUGGACGAGUGGAUGGGCCACAUCUCCGAACUGGGCCUCAGUGCCGAGCACGGAAGCUUUAUGCGACACCCAAAAAGCCAGGACUGGGAAAAUUUGACAGAGACGACCGACAUGAGCUGGCGGAAGGAGGUCAUCGAUGUGUUCCAGUACUACACUGACAAGACAACUGGUGAGUUCCUUCGUCGAGACAAAGAAGAUUGCUUUGACAUGGCAUUAUCGGAGGAGCUGAAUCCGGAAUACGGCGCCACAUCAAGACUCGCGAAGUGCCCAGAAGCAUCUUGA
Messenger RNA from Parastagonospora nodorum SN15, 2499 nucleotides. RefSeq lists its product as hypothetical. Lineage: Eukaryota; Fungi; Ascomycota; Dothideomycetes; Pleosporales; Phaeosphaeriaceae. The coding region runs from base 1 to 2499 and encodes 832 amino acids. The transcript has 2 exons. The record is from RefSeq and is a predicted model, not a curated record. Gene Ontology annotation, biological process: fungal-type cell wall organization; trehalose biosynthetic process; cellular response to heat. Gene Ontology annotation, molecular function: catalytic activity. Gene Ontology annotation, cellular component: cytosol; alpha,alpha-trehalose-phosphate synthase complex (UDP-forming).